GACCUCUACGGUGGUCGCUACAUAGCUACGUCAGUACUACGCGCUACGGCUACGUAAUGUGGUGUUUUCUACUUUUGACUCUGUUCGUCACAGUCCAAGGACGCGCGGUAAACAUCAGUAACACAUGGGUGCUACCAGAGGAGGGCUUCCCCGUGUUCUACCGCUACUUCAGAGAUCGCAUCUCAUGGUACGAGGCUGAUGCGGUCUGCCAGUUCCAUCAUGCGAACCUCGUUACAGUUGAUACAACAGCACAGUACGACGCGGUGCGGGCGUAUCUCAAGGAACUGGACAUUUCUAGUGCUGUGUGGGUCGGCCUGAUCCGCAGCAAUCCAGACGGCGACUUUACUUGGACAGAUUAUCGCGGUUUAAGCGGUGAUGGCUACUGGAGCUCUGCACCGGAUGCCCGUUCUGCUCCACUAUGUGCCGCUGCUGACCCAGCUGCUGACUACCGCUGGGAAGCAAGGGCUUGUGGUGGCCCUUCUGUGGCCUCGUUCAUUUGCGAACUCCCAGUUCCACAAUGGGCACUUGGAAAUGAGGGUUGUAUGGUGAGAGCUUUGCCGGCUUUGACAGCCCUAUAUUUACCUGAAAGCGCAGCGGUACAGCUCACUGCGGAUUGCGGUCUAGCUGGCGUGAAACGCGUUCAAUGUACUGGAAACAUGAAACGUGAGGAUCUCCUAAGUGAGUUAUCAUGUACUGAAGAUGAACAAACAUCUACUUCUUCAGUUGUGACAUCAUCGACUAUGUCCUAUCAAACCUCAACCGAUUCCGCAUUUUCUGAUCAAGAAACUAAUAACGAAGCUAGUACAGAAGAAAGUAGUACAACUGAACAUGAAGAUGAUAUCAAUCAAUCUAGUACUAAGUUGUUCACUAAAACGUUUGUAAUUUCUAGCACUGUAGAUACAUGGACCCAGAAACAAGAAGUACCCAUCACUAAUUAUAGAGUUCCAUUAGAUAAAAGCAUCAACUUAGAUAUUAUAGAUAACAAUAAUCUAUUAAAUAAUGAUAUUCCAAAAUUAGCCAAUAAUGAUGAAUUCUUCACGAACGAGGAGACUGAGAAGUUAGAAGAUGAAAAGAACAUGCAACAUAAAAAACUACACGAUGAACUUGCACGUCUCGGUAACUUUGAAACAAUAUUUAGCCAACCCACUGAUCAUUUUGUACCGCCUUUAGUUAUGGCAAAAGCUAAAAUUAGUGACGAUAUGACAGCUUUGUCAAUUGAAGAAAAAUUAGCACAACAGUUUGCUGAACGACAAUUUAUAGGACAUGAUAACAUACAAAAUGAUAAUUUAGAUAUUAAAAACGACACCAAAGAAAUUUCUUCAACAGAAACUCUAGACAAAUUAUAUAUAACGGAAAAUCCAUUAACAAAUAUCAUGUCUUCCACUAGAGUUAAUGAUAAUGUAAGUAAUACAAAAAAUGUCUUACCAAAAAAAUAUAAUAAUAAAUACGACUAUACUAAAGGGAAAUCUUUAAAGAACCGAAUCCCUACUAAAUCUACAGAAUAUUCGUCACCAUCAUACAAAGAUAAGUCAGACGCAACGUACUCAACAAAUACACCGUUGAAAACAUUUGAACCAAAAUUUCAUUCUAAUAAUUACCGGGUACCGGAAGAAGAUUCAUCUCUUGAACUUACUGUAAUUAUAAAAGAACCUGAAUUGAAUGGUAAAAACAAAGAUAUACAAACGAAUUAUUCCAUUUUGGACAUUGGUGAAUUUGAAAAGAAAAAUUCGACGAAAAAUGAAACAGAACACAAAUUAGCGUACACUGUAACAACGGAUCAUCAAGUUAUAAUAAGUGAUGAAGUUAUCAAAAUUGAAAUAAUAAAUGAGAAAAAAAACAAUCAUUCUAAUAUAGAUAUCACGGUGUAUGAAAUUACAACCAAAGUUCCGACUUAUAAAGAUGACAUUGAAACUAACAAAAGUGAAAUUUUAAAACAGUCUAACCAACCUACAACGACACAGCCUAAUGACUUAACGUUUAACAAAACUUCUACUCUUUCCUCUGUAAAUGAUUUAAUUACCGCUUCUAUUCGUCCCACUGAACGGAAUUUAACUUCAUCUGAUAUAAUAUCCCAAUCUACUGAAGCGACCUUAAUAACUGUUACUAAUGAUUUAAGUACCGAUUUGGAUACGAACAAUUUGACGUUUGAUUUUAAGAACCAAAAUAUAUCUGAAGACAUAUUUAAGGCACUCAACAUUUCAACUAAUGAAAACGACGAUGGAGGCAAUGAUGCUGAAUUUAUUGAGCAUUUAGAAAAGAAUGACACAGAUGUAACAUCCGAGAUUGAUGAUUUUCAGUCACCGUUAUUAUCCGGCGCAAGUGAACCUUUACAUAAGCCCAACAGGUCUAGGCGACCGCAAACACAGAAUCGAGCAAAUAAAUUUAACCCAUUUCGAAUUUUAGGUUAGAAAUUUUACACAACAUUCCUGUAUUUUAACUGCCAUACAAGGAAAUUCUAAUAAUAAAAAAUAUAAAUGACUGAACCAAAGUAAAACAUCUACCUAGCAAGUAUUUCACUUUCACAAUAAUAUUGUGAUGGCACUGUGCACUUAGCUGAUUCUCAUAUUAUAUAAUCAGUGGUUUAUAGUAGAUUUAUCAUGAUUCAUUACAAUUUUUUCAAAGUAAAUUUGCACUGCAUGUUUCCAUACUAUACUUAAUAUAUUUUUAAUAUCACUGACAUUAUAAUAUCAUCAAUAUGUAUAAAAUAAAGUAGUCAAUUCAUAUGCUUCAAAAAAGCAUAGCUAUGUCAUCAUUAUAAAUGGAUUUCGAUACGUUGCGAUCGGAUUUUUAGAAAUUGCCCUUCAAAGCGAAGAUAAUCAAGAUUGAAAUAAUUUUAGUCUUUUAUCUAUUCUGAAACACAUAUCUUAUGAAACUUUAUGUUAAAUUUUUUAAAGCGAAGACAGAUAAUACUACGCCUGCAAUUUAUUUUCACAGAUUAAAAUCAU
Vanessa atalanta (red admiral) is the source of this 2945-nucleotide messenger RNA. RefSeq lists its product as uncharacterized. The transcript has 6 exons. Lineage: Eukaryota; Metazoa; Arthropoda; Insecta; Lepidoptera; Nymphalidae. Bases 57 to 2408 code for a protein of 783 amino acids. The record is from RefSeq and is a predicted model, not a curated record.